Molecule: messenger RNA, 2734 nt
Organism: Ahaetulla prasina
Lineage: Eukaryota; Metazoa; Chordata; Lepidosauria; Squamata; Colubridae
Product: sialidase-3-like
Exons: 3
Coding region: 168-1364 (398 amino acids)
Biological process (GO): oligosaccharide catabolic process; ganglioside catabolic process
Cellular component (GO): cytoplasm; membrane; lysosome
Molecular function (GO): exo-alpha-sialidase activity
Source: RefSeq, a predicted model, not a curated record
GUGGGGCCCCGUGGGAGUCCCACCUCAAGCCGGCCGAGCAGGGCUGGCGGAGGAGGAGCGGCGACGGCGGAGGAGGAGGAGGCGAAGACCGGGGGAGUUCCGGGGUUGCCGAUCCUCGCGCGGAGCGCUUGCAAGCAGGAGGGACCGCGAACCCGCAGCGCUAGAAGAUGGCGGAGACUUUGGGGGUCUCUGAGAAGAUGACCGUCUUCCGCCAGGAGGGGAGCGUCACUUACCGCAUCCCCGCUCUGCUCUACCUGUCUUCGGAGUCUACCUUCCUGGCCUUUGCGGAGGAGCGCACCUCACCCCGCGACGAACAUGCCAAGUUCCUGGUCAUGCGACGUGGACAGAAAGAGGGCUUGUCCGUAAAGUGGGGUCCCCUGCAGACUCUGGAGACCGCCGUGCUACCCAAGUAUCGCACCAUGAAUCCGUGUCCGGUAUACGAUGCAAAAGAAGACACCAUUUUCUUGUUCUUCAUCUGUGUUCUCGACCACAUCACAAACAGACACCAGAUCUGGAGGAGCGAAAACGUCACCAGGCUGGGCUACAUCUUCAGCAAAGAUGGUGGACGCACCUGGAGCCCAAUGACGGACUUGACCGAAAAGGUGAUUGGAGGGGAUAUGAACAAGUGGGCCACGUUUGCCGUGGGACCAGGCCACGGGGUGCAGCUGAGCUCCGGGCGGCUGGUCGUCCCGGCCUACGCUUAUUACAUCCACACACGGCUGUUUGGACGCCCGCUCUGCUGCGGCACUAAACCUCACCCCUUCGCCUUCUACAGCGACGGUGGUGGGAAGACGUGGCUGAAGGGCCACCUUCUCCAAAAACCACUGCUGGCGUCGGAGUGCCAAAUGGCCGAGGUGGUGGACCGGAAUAAUAGCUCAGUGUUAUAUUGCAAUGCCCGCAGCCAUGACCGAUACCGUGUGGAGGUCUUCAGCAAAGAUGGUGGGUGCCUUUUCGAAGCCCCCUUCCGAUCUCGGAAUCUGCAGGAACCACCCCAUGGUUGUCAAGGUAGCGUGGUAAGUUUUCCUUCACCGCAACUGGGGUCUGAGUCUCCUUUAGCCUCUUCAAAGACCCCCGAAUCGUGGCUGAUCUUCUCCCAUCCCACCAACCGAAAGACACGUGCGGAUCUGGGCAUCUACUUGAAUCCGUGUCCGUUGGAGGAGAAUUCCUGGAAGACGCCCUGGAUCUUGAACACGGGACCCAGUGGCUACUCAGACCUGGCUGUUUGCACAGGGGAAGAUCCUCUCUCUUUUGGCUGCUUGUUUGAAUGUGGAGCGUCGACGUCCUACGAAGAGAUCGCCUUCCGGUUGUUCAGUGGUGCAAAACUCCUGAAAACCCGGAAUGCAUCCACUGCAGAAAAGAAUUAACUCCCUCCAAGCCGCGCCACUUUGGAAAAAGUGCAAAAAAGAGCAACUAAAAUGAUUAAAGGCCUGGAGACAAAAAUAUGUGUUGGAGGAUUUGGGUUUGGCUAGUCUAGAGAAAAGAAGGACUGGGGGGGACAUGAUAGCAGCAGUCCAGUAUUUGCCACAAAGAAGAGGAGGGUCAACUUAUUCUCCAAAGCCAAUGAAGGCUGGACCAGAAGCAACGGUUGGAAACUCACCAAAGAGAGAAGCAACCUGGAAUUAAGGAGCAACUUCCUAACAGUGAGGACAAUUAACCCGUGGAACAGCUUGCCACCAGAAGUUGUAGGUGCUCCAUCACUGGAGGCUUUUAAGACGAGACUGGACAGUCGCUUGUCUGAAAUGGUAUAGGACAGUGAUGGCUAACUUUUUUUUCCUCGAGUGCCCAAAACAUGUGCAUGCGCAAUAGCACACAUGCGUGUGCCCACAUCCAUAAUGCAAUGCCCCCCCACACGCCCCGCCUCCCUGCGCAUGCACGGCCAAUCCGCCCCCCGUUCUCCCCACCCCCCAUGCAUGUUCUCCGCUCCCCCAGGCGCCCCGUUUUGGGCCUAGCAGGCCUCCCUGAAGUGAGACCAUGGGGAUGCUGCAGUGGUCAUAAGUGUGAAAAACGGUCACUAGUCCUUUCUUUAAGUCAGGGGUGAAAUCUAAAAAUUCUCCCUACCUGUUGUGUGGGCGCGGCUUAAUUUGUGGGUGUGGCUUGGUGGUCCGAUGACUGGGUGGGUGUGGCCAAAAAUAAUAAAAAUAAUAAACAAAGUGCACAAAACAAUAAGAGGUACCAAAAACCAACUUUCACACACACACAACACAACACAACUGACUCACACACACAAUGUAAAAGCAGCUGCACUUCACCCAAAAUGUGCCACAAAAAGCUCAAAAACCAACUUUCACACUUUGCACACACACAACAGACUCACACACACACAAAAUGCCAUAUACAGUGAGAUUUUAUGUGUUUGUGUAGUUAGAGUGAAACACACCAAAUCUCAGAAAGCUGCACAAAUAUUUUAUUAUUUUAUUUUAUUUAUAUUUUUAGAUACAAGCAGCUAAAUUUAAAACUUCCUUAACAUUAAAUUGCUAUGUCUAAAAACAAAACUCCUUAAAAAAACCCCCAAUUAACUAUUUUUUUUUAAAGCUCCCCCCAAGUUACUUACCCAAUUGAAGGGACAAGGCAGGCAGAUUGAGUUGCUCAUCGAUGAGAUGGGUUGCAGGCAGGCAGAUUGAGUUGCUAGCUGAUGCAAUUGAUUGCAGCGGCCGAAGCAAGGCAGGAAAAGUGAGCGAGCCUGAAAGAAGCAGCGAGCUGCCAAGUAGGCAAGUGGGGACCGGACGAUUGGGUG